AUGUCACAACAUAACAAUGCUUUUAAUCAAAAAAAGAAAGCCAUUUUAGAUGAAAUCAAUUCAUUGCAACCUGAUUUAUCUCCUAAAGGUACAAUCGACGAGUUAUGUCUUCCAAUUAUGCACUUGAUUAAUUCACAUGAUGAUAUGGUCACUACAUCUUCUUGUUCGGGCAGGAUAAGUGUGUUUGCAGAGGGAUCCAAAAUGCACAAUGGUCUUCAGAAGGUAGGAGGUAAAGGAGAAGGUGGUAAAUGGUUAUUUGUUUCUCAUGAUAAUAACAAUGUAAUUGGAUGGCUGGAAACAAUUAGCAAAGAGGGAAUCAACUUUGUAGAGACCAAUAUUGAUGAUUCUACAAACCACUUAGAUGGCGGCAAUAGAUUUAUCCUAUAUAAAUAUGAACCGUUCAUUUUACAUGUUAAAUGUAGAGAUUUUGAGAUGGCUUCAAAAUUAUACAAUGUCGCUAUGGCAUGUGGAUUUAGAGAAAGUGGUAUCGGAUCUAAUAAUUUGGUUGCUAUCCGAAUUAAUAUAAAAUUGGAUGUACCAAUUGGUUACAUUGAUGAAAAUACAAAUGAUUUAAAAUUAUUUGUACCGAAAGAUUAUAUCCUGCUCUUAGACAGAUUAACGUUAAGUAAAUUUGAGGAAAAUAGUAGGAAAAUGCAAGAAUUAUAUGAUAGAAUUAGAGUUGAAAUUAUUGAAGUUCCAAAAUCCGAAAGUUCAAAAGUUGAAACAAAGGAAGAACGUAGAGAAAGGAAAAUGAGAGAAGGAUUAGCAAAACAGCGUAUAGCUCAAGAACAAAAAAUGAGGAACUUAUCAAUUGAGAAGGAAAUUAUAGAUUAA
This is a messenger RNA of Vanderwaltozyma polyspora DSM 70294, 834 nucleotides long. RefSeq names its product tRNA methyltransferase TYW3 (gene TYW3). Gene Ontology annotation, cellular component: cytoplasm. Bases 1 to 834 code for a protein of 277 amino acids. Lineage: Eukaryota; Fungi; Ascomycota; Saccharomycetes; Saccharomycetales; Saccharomycetaceae. The record is from RefSeq and is a predicted model, not a curated record. Gene Ontology annotation, biological process: tRNA methylation. Gene Ontology annotation, molecular function: tRNA methyltransferase activity. The transcript has a single exon.